GCAGCUCGGGUUGCAAACGCCUGACGCGCCUCCCCCGCGGGGCCAGCCAGAGCGCGCGAUCCCCUCUAUCUGGCCGCCUCUCUCUCUCCGCCGCGAGUCGGUCACUCGGAGCCAGCGCAGCCACGCAGGCCGGGGCCUCGCUCGCCUCUGCGGCCGCCGGCUCAGCGCGCUCGGCCUGCCUCGCCUCGCCCUUCCCUUCCCCGCCGGCUGGGCUGGAGGCGCGCUCCGAUAGGCGCGCGGCGGGCUCCAAUCACAACGCGGCCGGACGCUGGGGCGGCUUUAAGCUGGGCUGCCCGAGGCCAGCGCCGGAGAAAAGUUUGCCGCCGAGCGCGCCCCGCUCCCUGCCGCCGCCGGGCCGCCGAGGGCUGCUCCGGGCCGCUUGCCUGACCGCCAGCCAGCCAGCCCCGCUCGGGGGCGCCGGGCCGGGCGCGCCAUGUCGAUGCUGCCGUCGUUCGGCUUCACGCAGGAGCAAGUGGCGUGCGUGUGCGAGGUGCUGCAGCAGGGCGGCAACCUGGAGCGGCUGGGCCGCUUCCUGUGGUCGCUGCCGGCCUGCGACCACUUGCACAAGAACGAGAGCGUGCUGAAGGCCAAGGCGGUGGUGGCCUUCCACCGCGGCAACUUCCGCGAGCUCUACAAGAUCCUGGAGAGCCACCAGUUCUCGCCGCACAACCACCCCAAGCUGCAGCAGCUCUGGCUCAAGGCGCACUACGUGGAGGCCGAGAAGCUGCGCGGGCGGCCGCUGGGCGCCGUGGGCAAGUACCGCGUGCGGCGGAAAUUCCCGCUGCCGCGCACCAUCUGGGACGGCGAGGAGACCAGCUACUGCUUCAAGGAGAAGUCCCGCGGCGUGCUGCGCGAGUGGUACGCGCACAACCCCUACCCGUCGCCCCGCGAGAAGAGGGAGCUGGCCGAGGCCACCGGCCUCACCACCACCCAGGUCAGCAACUGGUUCAAGAACCGGCGGCAGCGCGACCGGGCGGCCGAGGCCAAGGAGAGAGAGAACACGGAAAACAACAACGCCUCCACCAACAAACAGAACCAGCUCUCGCCCCUGGACGGAGCCAAGCCGCUGAUGUCCAGCUCGGAGGAGGAGUUUUCGCCGCCCCAGAGCCCGGACCAGAACUCGAUCCUCCUGCUGCAGGGCAGCCUCAGCCACGCCAGGAACGCCCCCUACGCCUUGACCGGCUUAAGCGCCUCGCAGGCGCCCCACGGCCUUCAAGCCCACCAGCACCAGCUGCAGGAUUCGCUCCUGGGACCUCUCACGUCCAGUCUGGUGGACCUGGGCUCAUAAUCGCAGCAAGGGAGGUGGGCUCGCCCCCUGCAUCGCACAGAGUGGCUUGUACAUACGGGGACACGGCCAUCCGUCUCACCUGGGCUCCUCUCACCUGGUGGUUCUUAAAGUGACUUCUCAAAAUUUUCUUCUUUUUUUUUUUUUGGUCAAGCAGCCCCCCUCCCAUUUUUUCCACUUCUCUUUUUCCAUUGCCCCCUCUCCCAACUUCAUUAUGUCUUAGCCAAACCAAGAUAACACACACCAGCACAAUCCCCCCCUUCUUUAUUCUUUCCAAACAAUUUAAGCUUUUAUCAGUAAAGAUGACAGAUGGUUUUGUUCAGCAUUUUUAAAAAGGGGAGGCCCCGAUCCAGCCAAAGUUAAGCACUUCCAAUUCCUUCCCUGCCUCCCCCCCCCAUUCAAUUAGAAUAGGGCUACUUAACCUGGGGUCUGGAUAGAUUACAGGGGGGCCCUUGAACUUGGAUGGGGUAAAAUGACAGCAUUGUUUUCACGAAUGGAACUGAAAUUAUGUAUUUUAUUUUCUGCAUUCAAAAAACACAAUUCUGAGAAGGAGUCCCUAGGCUUCGACAGACUGCCCUGGGGGUAAAAAGGUUAAGAAUCCCUGAAUGAGAAAGUUAAGCCUCAAGCUACAAUUUUAUGCAUGCUUACCUGGGAGUAAGCCCCCAUUGGGCACUGUAGGAUUGCUUUCCUUCUGAGCACAGGAUUGAGUUUUUAACGUCUCCUCUAUUAGUUUAAUUUUAUCUGAGAAAGGGAGCUUUGACUCUCCAAAGCUCAUACCCUGGAAAUCUAGUUGGUCUUUGAAGGGCUGCUGGACUCCAGUCUUGCUCUGUUAAUUUUAAUGUCACCCCUAUUCAUUGAGGGGCUUGGAAGUGCUUAACUUUUGAAUGUCUUCUGGUCUGUUUUCUUUUCCUGGAAGCAUAAGGAAGAUUGUUUUAAAGCAACACCUUUUCUCCCUAGUGUGUGCUUUAAUUAGCUGGUGUGUAUGAGUGAGUGUGUGUGUGUUGGGGUGGGUGGGUGAUGCCCUAGUUUAAAGUUUUGGGAAAUGAUGGGAUGGGGGUGAGAAAGUACCAAAUCUUUUAUUUUGAAAGGGAGACUUGGAGAGGGCAAAAAUAAGUUUACAGAUUUUGGGAGAGGGGGUCAGAUUUAGUGUUCUGAACUAUUUUUUGAAGUAGCUUAAAAAUGGGGGGAAAUUGAGAGCAGUAUUAGGUCCUAGCAUUCUUCUAUGUCUUAAGGCAGCCGUGUGAGGCCUUUUCCUUUAAAGUAAAAUUGAACUGUCCAAGUAGGUUUUUCUUUUUCUUUUUGGUCCGUGGUGUUUAUGUUUGUGGUGAAAUUAGGAAAUACAUCCAUGUGACUUUUUGGGUUUUUUUUUAAAAUCAACAAUAACGAGGGAAGAACAAUUUAUACCCGGACUUCUUUCCAGAAGGCCUCGCUCUUUUUACAGAUUUUUUUUUGGGGGUUGCUUUCUCUCUUCCUAUAGUUUGGCUUGCAAAUCUAGACGGAGUGGGGGAAACCAAACAAACAAACAAACUGGCGAUUUGAUUUUUGUUACCGGCAGUAGCAUGUGUUCCCCUCCCCUCUCCUAGGUUUCUUGUACCGGAAGAAGUCUAAAUUAAAUGACGAUAAAAUGAAUGAAAACGCACAA
Messenger RNA from Eublepharis macularius, 2927 nucleotides. Its product is annotated as homeobox protein SIX1. The record is from RefSeq and is a predicted model, not a curated record. Lineage: Eukaryota; Metazoa; Chordata; Lepidosauria; Squamata; Eublepharidae. Gene Ontology annotation, cellular component: nucleus; transcription regulator complex. Bases 434 to 1288 code for a protein of 284 amino acids. Gene Ontology annotation, molecular function: DNA-binding transcription factor activity, RNA polymerase II-specific; RNA polymerase II cis-regulatory region sequence-specific DNA binding. Gene Ontology annotation, biological process: regulation of transcription by RNA polymerase II. The transcript is spliced from 2 exons.